UCUCCAACAAAUCAGAGAAAACAAAAAGUGUACAGUUUCGUUUGCUAGGGGUGCUGUAUUACAGAGCGAUGAGUGAAGAACAAGACUCGGAAGAAGCACAGCAGCUUCUGGAGGUCGUGGAGACGUACAUCACUGACAUUUCAAAAGAGUUUAAAGAAGGGCUAGCACAGAUCAAGAAAGAAAAUGUCGAAGUCCUAAACUCUGUAUCAAACAGACUUUCCACAGUUGAAGUGGAAAGUCAGGCACUGCGCAGGGACAUAGAACGACUAGAAAAACAGAUAGAGGACGUGGCAAAGGGAAUCUCAAAAGAUAUUACGGAUCAUUUACAGGGGAUGCCAUUUUUCCUUCAGCCGUGCACACAACACCAAAUUGUAAUUACAAACAAAGACUUGGAGAAUCUGGAGAGGAUGGACUUAGAUUUGGGUAGUGUUAGCGCUGAAACAGAAACGUCAACGCAGGAAGUUGCGCAGCCAUGUACCUCAACCCCUGACCCUCAGACACCGGCGCCAUCCAGGAAAACCAAAUUUUUCUGGAAAUGGAACUCCGCAGCUGAAGACUGGCUCUAUGAAAAGUGCCGUAAGAAUUCGUUCAGUCGAAGCAGGGCUAUUAAGUCCGAAAUCUUUAAAGAAGGCAUCAGGGAGAAACUGUGGACCGACAGCGUUACUUGGAGUGUGCGAGUGUUUAAUAAAAUAGACACGAUCUGCAAAGGCAACUAUUAACGUUUUGUGUUGUGCAUAAAACUGUCAUUUUAUGGUCUAAAUAAGACGAUGGCAUUAGCCCAGUACAGUGUACUUUGACGCAACAUGCACAACUGUAUUAUUGACUACAUUUAUUUCAAUUUCUAAUUCGUAAGUAGCGAUGGGAACUUGUGUAAGAUUUGAAGAAUUAACAUAUUUGUUAAUGUGUACUUAGACCCAUUUGUAUUUUCUUAAGUUACAUAAAGAUCAUUCGUUUUU
This is a messenger RNA of Magallana angulata, 956 nucleotides long. RefSeq lists its product as uncharacterized. The coding region runs from base 69 to 719 and encodes 216 amino acids. The transcript has 3 exons. The record is from RefSeq and is a predicted model, not a curated record. Lineage: Eukaryota; Metazoa; Mollusca; Bivalvia; Ostreida; Ostreidae.